Messenger RNA from Cygnus atratus (black swan), 1103 nucleotides. It is a transcript of the gene IL6, whose product is annotated as interleukin 6. Gene Ontology annotation, cellular component: extracellular region. Bases 1 to 705 code for a protein of 234 amino acids. Lineage: Eukaryota; Metazoa; Chordata; Aves; Anseriformes; Anatidae. Gene Ontology annotation, biological process: positive regulation of cell population proliferation; T-helper 17 cell lineage commitment; immune response. The transcript has 4 exons. The record is from RefSeq and is a predicted model, not a curated record. Gene Ontology annotation, molecular function: cytokine activity; interleukin-6 receptor binding; growth factor activity.
AUGAGCUUUCCCGACGGCUGCCGGGCGACGAGGCGCCGGGGGCCGCCCUCCCUCCGCUCCGCCGCCGCCCUGCUGCUGCUGCUGCCGCUGCUGCCGCCGCCCGCCGCCGCCGCGCCGCUGUCCCUGGCCGCGGCCUCCGACUCCUCCGGGGAGGCCGAGCCGGAGGAGGCCGGGGCGAGGCGGGCGGCGCUGCCCGACUGCGAGGCCCUGGCCUGGCUGCUGCACGCCCGGGCGGCCCGGCUGCAGGAGGAGAUGUGCGAGAAGUUCACCGUCUGCGAGAACAGCAUGGAGAUGCUGGUCCAGAACAACCUCAACCUUCCCAAGGUGACGGAGGAAGACGGGUGUCUCCUGGCUGGCUUCGACGAGGAGAAAUGCUUGAAGAAACUCUCCAGUGGGCUUUUCACCUUUCAGACCUACCUUGAAUACGUACAGGAAACUUUUACAAGUGAAAAGCAAAAAGUUGAGUCGCUGUACUAUAGCACAAAGCAUCUGGCAACGACGAUAAGGCAGAUGGUGGUAAAUCCUGAUGAAGUGGUCAUCCCAGAUUCAGCUACCCAGAAAUCCCUCCUCACAAAGCUGAAGUCGGAUAAGACCUGGAUAGAGAAAAUCACCACACACCUCAUCCUCCGAGACUUUACUUCAUUUAUGGAGAAAACCGUGAGGGCUGUUCGCUAUUUGAAAAACACCAGGAGUUUCAGUGUCUGAAUGUUUUAAUUCGGGCACAAUCCUUUGUUACAAAUCUGUCAUGUGGCAGAUGACAGUGUUGUUCUGUUUUAAGAACCAGAAAUAGUAACAAUGGUUUGCAUUUUUAUAUAUCCUCAUUUCCUUCUAGGAACCUAUUUAUUGUAUUUAAAAUAUUUAUUCAUUUCUAAUGAUUUCUAUUUAUAUUUUCAAUAUUUAGAAAUAAUUUAAAGAAAGGACCUAUUUUAUUUCAUUUCUAAUGGUACUAUUCAGAAUAUCAACUUAUUUAAUAUGUAUUUGAUACCAAAAGAAUUUUUCAGAAGCUAGAUUGUUGUACAACUUAUGCUUUUAAAAUAUUUGAGAGAUUUCAUUUAUGACCUAUUUAUAUUUUGUAAACAAAUAAAAGCUGAUUAAAAAAAAAA